Fusarium odoratissimum NRRL 54006 is the source of this 2508-nucleotide messenger RNA. RefSeq lists its product as uncharacterized. Gene Ontology annotation, cellular component: membrane. NCBI's taxonomy places the organism in Eukaryota, Fungi, Ascomycota, Sordariomycetes, Hypocreales, Nectriaceae. The record is from RefSeq and is a predicted model, not a curated record. Bases 1 to 2508 code for a protein of 835 amino acids. The transcript is spliced from 7 exons. Gene Ontology annotation, biological process: metal ion transport; transmembrane transport. Gene Ontology annotation, molecular function: protein binding; metal ion transmembrane transporter activity.
AUGGAGGACGAGUUAUCUAUUUCAGAGGAUUACGACAAUUAUGCUGACCGCCAGCAGACUUUGCUCUGGAAAGCUGUCGAAGCUGGACAAGAGGAUACAGCUCGGUCUCUAUUACGCCACGACUUUAUUCGAAUAAAUGAGACAGACUAUGAAGGCCGCACACUUUUGUUACUAGCCGUGGGUCUCGGACAUACUAAUAUUGUUGAAUGUCUUCUCGACAGACAUGAUAUCGAUGUAAACCUCCAAGAUGGUAAUGGUAACCUUCCACUCAAUGAAGCAGCUGGUAAUGGACACGAGGCUAUUAGUAGCCUGCUUCUUGAGAAGGAUGAUAUUGGCGUCAACCUCAAAGAUGGCGAUAAAAGAACACCUCUUAUUAAAGCUGCUAGUAAUGGGCACGGGGCUAUAGUUAGGCAGCUUCUAGAAAGGAAUGACAUUGAUGUCAACCUUGGAAAUGACGAAGGCGACACACCGCUUGUCGAAGCGGCAUGGAAUGGGCAUGAGACUGUCGUUAGUCUGCUCCUCGGGAAGACCGAUAUCCAACCAAACGCUAGAGGAGAAUCUGGCAUCACGCCGCUUUACACAGCUGCAGCCGAGGGGCACAACAUCGUCGUUGGCCUACUACUUGAAAGGGACGAUAUUGAACUGAACGUCAAAACGAGCUCAGACGAAACGCCGCUCUUUGCAGCAGCAAACAACGGACACGAAUCGGUUACCAAACUGCUGCUCAGCAGGGAUGGCAUCGACUUGAAUGUUAACUGUCAUGGUGACACGCCACUCUCCGCAGCAUUAGAUCGCGGACAUAAGGUUGUCUCUGAACUUCUCCUCUAUCAGGAAGGCAACGAACUCGAACAUAACGGCUCUAUAGACCGCGGCUACUUCCUACUCUCGAAAGCUUUAGAUAGAGGACUUCAGGAUAUAGCUUCCAAAAUUCUGAUCGCAAAAAUCAGUCGCAAUGUGGAGAUUCCCAUUGGUCGCUCGCCAUUAUCCUGGGCUGCAGAGAGAAACAAGACGGACCAGAUAAGGUCAAUACUUAGGAUCGAUACUCUAGACCCGAAUCUGCGCGAUGCUCAAGGGCGAACGCCUCUCUCUAGAGCUGCGGAGUGCGAUAGUAUCUCAGUUGUGAGUUUAUUACUUGAGAGUAGUCGCAUUGACGUCAACAAUGGAGACCUGGAUGGGCGCACGCCUCUGUCUAUCGCUGCUGACACACAAAACUAUGCGGUGGUUUCGAUUCUUGUGACUCGAGACACUGUCACUCUGCAUUCACUAGUUCGAGAAGGGAAUUUAUCAUCUGUUGAAAUCUUACUUGAUAAUCGGUACGAUAUCAACACCAAAAACGGCGUGGGCCAAAGCUCGUUACACGUUGCAGUCGACAAUAAUCGCUUCGAUAUCGCUGUGAGGCUUCUCUCGAGAGGUGCAAAUGUCAAUGCCGAAGACCAUUCUUCCACGACCCCCUUAUGCCUAGCUGUUCAGCAAAAACGUCGAGAUUUUGCCGAGUUGUUGCUUGAUUACUCUGCAAGUACAAAAGGUAUCACGUUUCAUGGUUGGAGAUCACUCUAUGAAGAAUUCAGCCCGCAAUAUACCCUCCGUAUCACAGAAAAAACCUCGGGAAGUCGAAGAGUGGAUUUUUUAAGUAGAAAUAACUUAUUGGCAAACGAGCCAGAGGCGGGCAGACAAUUGUUCCUCUUACCUGAUUAUCAAACGUGGUCAUUCGCAAUACUCAAGUCCCUAGAUACCACGACGAUGAUGUACACAAAGCCACCAGACUUGCAAGAUGCAAUGCAAAUGAAAUGUUAUCAUUGUUAUACUGGUCAAACAGCAGGUGCUUACGCUGUUGCUUAUUUUCCAAUACUACAGCUGGAUCUAUCAAAGGGCAAGAUUACUUGGGAGGGCUGCGGAGUGGGAUGGUCCAUGGGUAAGCUUGGACAAGAUAGCGGAUCCGUACGGUACUUCAGCAUGCUGCAAGAGAGCGGGAUUCCAGAUGAUGGUUACGAAUUGUUCCAGCAACUUCUAGCCGAAUCAACUAGCAAGUGGUUAGAAUUUUGCAUUCAAUUUGAGGAUCAUCUGUCUCACGUUCGGCUGGAUCAACUCAAAUCUCAGGGCAAAAGACCCGAAACUAUAUCUCAUCUGGCUGAGAAUGCUCUACACAUCGCUCAACUUCGCCGCGCUCUUCAAGGUCAGGUCCGCAGUGCAGAAGAGUUUAACACAGACCUGGGUCGGCUGCAUGGCGGCGGCAAGGAACAAAGAGCAUUUGAAUAUAUACAUACAUUUGCGGACAUACGCCAACAGCUGCAGAUCUUAGACGAAACAAUAAGAGAUCUUCUACAAUUUGAAUUUGCUUGGGCUUCAAUCAAUGAGGCUCAUAAGUCUACCAGCCUUGCGAUUAGUAUGAAACGACUCAGCUGGAUUACGUUUAUCUUCCUACCAGCCAUGUUUGCAGCAAGCCUUUUUGGUAUGAACGUGGAUAUACUGGAAAAUAAUCCUGAUUGGCGAUGGGUGGUCGUUUUUUAA